AUGCGGCGAAAAAGAAAGAAGUACGAAAAAUACACAAGUAUCAAAUUGGGCUCAGAGCUUCCCGGACAAAGCAGUGGUUUGGAAAAUCCGUUUCAAUAUUCUGGAGAGAAUCUUGAAGAGUACACUGAGAUUGCAACACUUAGUCCUUGGACACCGGUUCCCGAUAGUGUGGCUCGCAAAAUUUUUGACCGUGCGGAUGUCCGAGAAGAUGAUGUGCAUGUGGAGCUCGGUUCCGGAGAUGGACGAGUCAACUAUUUUUCUAUCGACGCUGGAGUAGCUGAAUCAAUUGGAAUAGAAAUUGAUGAAAAAAUUGUGCAGGUUGCGAGAGAUCGACUCGACAAGAUUCAUCCAAAACCUAAUAUCAAAUUUAUCGUUGCCGAUCUGAUGGAUGUGACAAAUCCAGUUUGGAAAGAGAUCGAGAGGGCAACUAUAUUGACGAUGUACUUUGCUAGAGAGGGACUUGAGGCGAUCCAGCCACUUCUUGAGAAUGCUUUGAGAGGGAAAAGAGUGAGAAUAUUUACAUGUGGAUACGAGAUGCCUGGAUGGCAGUCACAGAUGGUCGAGACGGUCCUAGAUAUGCCAAUCCAUUUUUACGACUGGGGAAACGAACAAUUUGAAGAUUCCAUCAUUGCUGAAGAUUCGUUCAACAUUCCAGAUGACAUCCGCACCCCUGACAAUAUGGACAAAUUUCUCAAUAAGAAGAAGAAAUCAACUUACAAGCCAGAUCUUCUGAAAGGUUACCAUCCUGAUGAUUUGGUGGAUUAUGGAUGGGACACAUUCUCAAGUGAAGAUGAAGUGAAAGAUGAUUCAAACUUCAACCAAAACGGAUGA
Cylindrotheca closterium is the source of this 831-nucleotide messenger RNA. The record is from the annotation of a GenBank genome assembly. Lineage: Eukaryota; Bacillariophyta; Bacillariophyceae; Bacillariales; Bacillariaceae.